Molecule: messenger RNA, 1602 nt
Organism: Paramecium sonneborni
Lineage: Eukaryota; Ciliophora; Oligohymenophorea; Peniculida; Parameciidae
Source: the annotation of a GenBank genome assembly
AUGAAUUAUAUUGAUUAAGGGUCAGCUCUAUCUAGAAAGGUUCCGAAUAGAAAAUUGUCUAAGAAAAAUUCUUUAUUUUAUCAAGUAAAAUGUUAAUGAAUAGUAUUAGUAAUCAGUUUUUGAGAAUGAAGAAUUUAUGUAAAAGUAUGAGAAAAAUGUUGAUUAAUUGUAAACAGUUAUAGAAGAGCCUGAAUUGAAAGAAGUGAUUUAGAAUAGAAAUGAGAAGUUUUUUUAGGUUUUAGAGCAAAUAAUAAAAGUGGAAUCAUCAAUAAAAGAUUUUGCUAAGGGGUAAUAUAAGAUGUGAAAAUAGGUAUUAAAAAUAUGGAUUUAUCGUAUCUGAUACAGGAAUAACAUAUAGAGAAUGGGCUCCUAACGCAAAAGAAUUAAAAUUGAAUGAAUAUGGUUGUACUACUGAUAAUGGUGGAAAUUGGGAAGUGUUUAUUCCAAAGGAUGAUGACGAUAAUCAUUAAAUAUAACAUGGAAGCAAAUUAAUAACAUAUUGUAAUGAAUUCGAAAGAGUUUCAGUAUGGAGUAAUGUAAAAAAGGGAGAUUAAGCAAUAUUUUGGAAUCCAGACAAUAGGUAUGAAUUUCAAUAAAAAUAAUUGUAACAAAAAUAACAAAGUAAAGGUUUGAAAGUGAUAAAAUAAAAGAUAACAGAAGUAUAAGAAGUAAAUGGUUACAAUACAAUAAUGAUAACUUAAUAAUUAUUGAUGCAAUUGGAUAUAAAUUAAAUAACACCAGAUGAUUUAAAAAGAAAUAUAGAUAUUAUUCAUGAUAAGGGUUUUUCAGUGAUAAUGGAAAUAGAUCAUGAACAAAUAAGAAAUUAUUUAAAUAAUUGGGAUGGGAGUGCUUUUCAGUAUUUGAAAGAGGGAUUGAAUCAAUUAGAUUAUGGUAAAUGGGAAGUAUUAAGAUUAUUAUUGUCAAAUAUAUCUUAUUGGAUAACAGAGUAUUAAAUAGAUGGAUUUAAAUUUUCUAAUAUUGAUAUAUAAGAUGAUAUAGAUGCAGCUGUAUAUUUAAUGUUAGCAAAUGAUUUGAUUCAUGAUUUAUUACCAAAUGGAAUCAGUAUAAUAUAAGAUAUGGAUUAUCCAGUAUUAUGUAGAACAAUUAAAGAAGGAGGUUUAGGAUUUGAUUUUAGAUUGUCUAAAUUAUAACAUAAACAGUUUUAAUAAAAAACAUUGUUUGAAAAUACUGGAGAAUAUACUUAAGCAUAAAUCAUAAAUGCACUUGCUAUUGGUUCAGUAUGAAUUAAAAUUUAUUUUAGGGAUUGAUAUAAACAAUAGUAGAUGAUAAAAUGGUUUAAUUGGAAUAAUAAUAUGGAUGGUUAGAAGAAGAUCAAGGAGAUGUGAAUGAAGUGGAUUAAAUAGUAUAAAUAAAAAGAGGAAAGUUUACAUUUUUGAUAAAUCAUAAUAAUUAAGUAAUUUAAUUAUUAAUAUUAAUUAAUUUAUAGAAUAGAGAAAGUUUGUUGAGCUUUAAGAUUACAAAGAUUAUAAACAAAGAAGAUAAAAAAUGGGAAUAAUUAGAUGAGAAUACGAUAAAAAUAGUAGUUGAGUCAGAAUAGGGAUUGAUAAUUGAAUGAUAACUGAUAACUAAUGUGAAUUUACA